CACGUCUCCCUUUGGGUAUUGUUUGAGGGGAACUGACGGUGGAAGGGCGGUUGUGGUUAUGGUCGUUUUUACACGGGGGUCGUGUGCCCCUCCCUGCCUCCUUACCUCUUCACUACCCGGACCCUCCCCGAGUAUUGGGCUGAUGCCUUUGCUCGGGGCGUGGUUAGGGCUUUCUGGGACGGGCACAGUGACUCCGGAACUGUGGAGUCCGGGGAGGGGGGAGGGAGAAGGGCGUUUGGCACGCGCGGCUCACCCCACCGCUGGCUCGGCCGCCGCCAUUUUAUGGCUGCCAGCGUCUGCCCGCCGCCGUCUGCGCAGGCGCGGCGGUGGCGUCGCGAGAUUCCGGCUUCCACCCGCUGUGACGUUCCUGGGAGGCGGCGACGUGCGCGCGGCCCGUCGCCAUUGGGCUGGCCUUGCGGAGGGCGGGGUCGGCUCCGCCCGCACUUCUCGGCCUUUCCUAACUGCGGCAGAUGGGAGGGGGCCAGAAGAGCCGGGGAGAGAGUGCGGCUGCGCAGUUCCAGAGGCGGCAGUGGGCGUUGCGGUUGCUGCGGUCUGGGCCCAGGGAAGGAUCGUGUUGGGAGCCGAGUUUUAAUUUUGUCUGCAAGGGACCUGGCCUAAUAAGAGGCACUCUUGGCAAUCUUGUUUAUAACAUCACCGGGAAAUACUAGCCGGACACCAUGAGUGGUUGUCGAGUAUUUAUCGGGAGGUUAAAUCCAGCGGCCAGGGAGAAAGACGUGGAAAGAUUCUUCAAGGGGUAUGGACGAAUAAGAGAUAUUGAUCUGAAAAGAGGCUUUGGUUUUGUGGAAUUUGAGGAUCCCAGGGAUGCGGAUGAUGCCGUAUAUGAACUCGAUGGAAAAGAACUGUGCAGUGAGAGGGUUACUAUUGAACAUGCUAGAGCUCGGUCUCGAGGUGGGCGAGGUAGAGGACGCUAUUCUGACCGUUUUAGUAGUCGCAGACCUCGAAAUGAUAGACGAAAUGCUCCACCUGUAAGAACAGAAAAUCGGCUUAUAGUUGAGAAUUUAUCUUCAAGAGUCAGCUGGCAGGAUCUCAAAGAUUUCAUGAGACAAGCUGGGGAAGUAACCUUUGCGGAUGCACAUCGACCUAAAUUAAAUGAAGGGGUGGUUGAGUUCGCCUCUUAUGGUGAUUUAAAGAAUGCUAUUGAAAAACUUUCUGGAAAGGAAAUAAAUGGGAGAAAAAUCAAAUUAAUCGAAGGCAGCAAAAGGCACAGUAGGUCACGGAGCAGGUCUCGUUCCAGGACCAGGAGUUCCUCUAGGUCUCGUAGCCGGUCUCGGUCCCGGAGUCGCAAGUCUUACAGCCGGUCCAGGAGCCGGAGCCGGAGCCGGAGCAAGUCCCGUUCUGUUAGUAGGUCUCCUGUGCCUGAGAAGAGCCAGAAACGUGGUUCUUCAAGUAGAUCUAAGUCUCCAGCAUCUGUGGAUCGCCAGAGGUCCAGGUCCCGAUCCCGGUCAAGGUCCAGAUCAGUUGACAGUGGCAAUUAAACUGUAAAUAACUUGC
Neogale vison (American mink) is the source of this 1512-nucleotide messenger RNA. It is a transcript of the gene SRSF5, whose product is annotated as serine and arginine rich splicing factor 5. The coding region runs from base 678 to 1496 and encodes 272 amino acids. Gene Ontology annotation, cellular component: cytoplasm; nucleus; ribonucleoprotein complex. Lineage: Eukaryota; Metazoa; Chordata; Mammalia; Carnivora; Mustelidae. The transcript is spliced from 8 exons. The record is from RefSeq and is a predicted model, not a curated record. Gene Ontology annotation, molecular function: mRNA binding.